Cladophialophora psammophila CBS 110553 is the source of this 1737-nucleotide messenger RNA. RefSeq lists its product as uncharacterized. The record is from RefSeq and is a predicted model, not a curated record. The coding region runs from base 1 to 1737 and encodes 578 amino acids. The transcript has 3 exons. Gene Ontology annotation, molecular function: GTP binding. Gene Ontology annotation, cellular component: nucleolus. Lineage: Eukaryota; Fungi; Ascomycota; Eurotiomycetes; Chaetothyriales; Herpotrichiellaceae.
AUGGGUGCUCGAAAGAAAGAAGCCGCCCGCCGUGAGCGGCAGGGGCAAUCGACUGACGGAAUGGCAAACGUCAAAGUCAAGGGAGAGAACUUCUAUCGCAAUGCCAAAAAACUCAAGACCUUGAACAUGCUGAAAGACGGCAAAGCUCAGCGGAAUGCCGAGGGGAAGAUCACGAAAGCAGCCUCGUACCAGUCCCGCGAAGUCCCCAAGGCCCGAGUGGAGCCACAUCGAAAGUGGUUUGGAAAUACGAGAGUCAUAUCUCAAGAUGCGCUGGACUCUUUCAGACAGGCUGUGGCAGAGCGCGCAGCCGAUCCCUACCAGGUCCUUCUUAAGACGAACAAACUACCCAUGAGCUUGAUUCGGGACGCAGAGAAUACUAAGAAUGGGAUAAAACAACAUCAAGCGAAGAUUGCGGUGGAGUCUGCUCCAUUCGCCGACACCUUUGGACCAAAGUCACAGCGAAAGCGUGUGAAGCUGAGCGCAAGCUCUGUUGCAGAUUUGGCUGACGAGUCGGUGAAAAUGCACGACGACUACCUCGAGCGCCUCGAAGAGAACAAGCUCUUGAGCGGGCAAACGGCCGAACAAAUGCAAGGACAACAAGACGGCGAACUCACCAGUGCCCGCGAACCGAUAUUUUCGAAAGGCCAAAGCAAAAGGAUAUGGAACGAACUGUACAAGGUCAUUGACUCCUCCGAUGUCGUUAUUCAUGUGCUGGACGCUCGAGAUCCCGAAGGCACAAGGUGUCGGAGCGUGGAAAAAUACAUCCGAGAGGAGGCACCACAUAAGCAUUUGGUGUUCGUGCUGAACAAAUGCGAUUUGGUGCCGACGAGCAUAGCGGCUCAAUGGACCAGGUUGCUCUCAAAAGAAUAUCCUACGCUGGCAUUUCAUGCAUCGAUGACGAACUCCUUUGGGAAAGGUUCGCUGAUCACGUUGCUGCGACAAUUCUCAACGCUCCAUUCAUCGAGAAAACAAAUCUCGGUGGGUUUUAUUGGAUACCCGAAUACCGGCAAAUCCUCGAUCAUCAAUACACUGCGAAAGAAACGAGUUUGUACCGUUGCUCCAAUUCCAGGCGAGACCAAAGUCUGGCAAUACAUCACGUUGAUGAAGAGAAUCUAUUUGAUCGAUUGUCCUGGGGUGGUUCCACCCAGCCAAGGCGACACCGAAGAAGACAUCCUCCUACGUGGGGUGGUCCGUGUGGAGAAUGUCGAACAUCCCGCACAGUAUGUUGAGGCUGUUCUACGGCGGACGAAGACCCGACAUAUUGAGCGGACCUACGAUAUCAAAGCCGCAGAUUAUAACGACGACCCAGUUGAGUUGCUCAGCAUUUUGGCGAGAAAAGGUGGGAGGCUACUGAAAGGCGGCGAACCCGAUGUGGAUGGCGUUGCGAAGAUGGUUCUAAAUGAUUUUCUGCGUGGGAAGAUUCCUUGGUUCACACCGCCACCAAAGAAAGAGGGAGAGGGUGGAACCGACGGCGAUGCCUCGACAGAAGUGAUCGAAGGGAGGGAAGGCCGGCUGGGUGAGAUGCCCGGCAAAAGGCAGGCCGAACAACUGGCAAUGAGUGGUGAGAGUUCACUUGAUGCAAGUUCAGAACAGGAGUCAUUGCCCAGUGAUGACGAGGACGAAGAAGAUGAGAGCAGCGAAGAACAAGCUGAUGAUUUUGCGAACUUUGACGACGAAGAUGAUGAAGUCAGUGAUUCCGAGAGUCUCGGUGAUGAGGAGGGAGGGACUCAGCUCUGA